This is a messenger RNA of Xenia sp. Carnegie-2017, 2386 nucleotides long. Its product is annotated as dnaJ homolog subfamily C member 2-like. The record is from RefSeq and is a predicted model, not a curated record. Gene Ontology annotation, cellular component: cytosol. The coding region runs from base 16 to 1941 and encodes 641 amino acids. Lineage: Eukaryota; Metazoa; Cnidaria; Anthozoa; Malacalcyonacea; Xeniidae. Gene Ontology annotation, molecular function: ribosome binding; Hsp70 protein binding. Gene Ontology annotation, biological process: regulation of translational fidelity; 'de novo' cotranslational protein folding. The transcript has 20 exons.
AAUUGGAAAUUUGGAAUGGUCGAGAAAAAGACGAUGCUACCAGCAGCUGAAAAUGGAGAGAAAAGCAUAGUAUUAAGGAAACUAUGUGCUCCUUGUCUUCAAAACUAUGAGUCAGUUGGUAGGUGGUUUGAGUCAUACGUCUCUCGAAGCCAAACAAGCGCACAUCUGCCAAUCUCAGAUCUCGACGAACAAUCUGAAGACAAUGAGGAUAUCUUAGAAAAGGAAAGAACUCCGAGUGAGAGCAGCUCAUCAAGUUCUGACAGCGAAGAUGAAAAAUAUCUACUCACAUUGGAUUCUAAAGAGUGGAAAGAUCAAGACCACUAUAAAAUCUUAGGGCUAAAGAGUAGACGUUACAGAGCAACAGAUGAUGAAAUAAAACGCGCAUAUAGGAAAAUGGUACUGAAACACCAUCCGGACAAGAAUAAAUCGAAGAAGACCGAGUCACAACUAAACGCUGUCCAAGAAUGCUUCACGUGCAUAACAACAGCUGGUGACAUCUUGAUGAAUAAGGCAAAAAGACGAGCAUAUGAUAGCAUUGAUCCUACUUUUGAUAAUUAUGUUCCACCAGUUAAUGCUAACUCCAAGAUCAAUUUUUAUCAAGUGUUUACUCCUGUCUUCCAAUCAAAUGCCAGAUGGUCCAGUAGGCAGCCUGUCCCAGACCUCGGAAAUGAGGAGUCGACAUUCGAAGAAGUUGACGACUUCUAUAAAUUCUGGUACGAUUUUGAAUCUUGGCGCGAGUUCUCCUACUUGGACGAAGAAGAAAAAGAAAAAGGCGAAAGUCGAGAGGAACGAAGAUGGAUGGAGAAGCAGAACAGGGCUAUGAGACAAAAGCGAAAGAAAGAAGAAACGACGAGAGUGAGAACUUUAGUUGACAAUUGUUAUGCAUGCGAUCCGCGAUUGAAGAAAUUUCGCCUUGAGGAAAAGGAAAGAAAACUGGCUGAGAAGAAAGCGAAGGAGGAUGCUGCAAGAUUGGCAGCAGAAGAGCAAGAAAAGAGAAGACAAGAGGCUGCUGAAGCCGAGAGAAUUUUACGUCAAAAAGAGGAGGAAGAAGCUAAAGAGAAAGCGCAGGCAGUAAAAAAGGAAAAAGACAAACUGAAGAAUGCUCUGAAAAAAGAAAAGAAAUCAAUUCGAAAUAUGUGCAAGGAGCAUAACUUUUUUUCGAAAGAUGAAAACGAUUUAGUCGAGAAAAUGCAACUGAUGGAAAAACUACUGGAAAGCCUUUCCUUGGACGAGUUACAGAUUAUCAGGCAGACAUUUGCACAGAAUGACAAAGAUACAAAGGAACGUGUAUUUGUGGACGAAAUCACGAAGUUGAAAGAAAAAUUAGCGCUUGAAGAUGAAAAAGCCGUACAAGCAGCUCAAGAAAAGAAGACACCCAAAGAGAAUGGAAACAAUAACAGUACCAGUUCCAUGUGGAGUGACGAUGAGCGCGAGCUGUUAAUCAAAGCAGUGAAAGUGUUUCCAGCGGGUACAAGUUCAAGAUGGGAAGUUAUCGCGGAAUAUAUCAAUAAUCAUUCCAAAGGAAAUGUUGUGAAGACUGCUAAACACGUAAUUAAGAAAGUGAAAGAGCUACAAAAAUUUGAUGUAACACAAAUCGAAAACACGAACAAGAACGCUUUUGCGAAAUUUGACAAGACUGUUGGCUCAUCGUCGCCUUCAGCUCAAGCAACUUUGAGUCCGACUAAAAGAGAUAAGCCUGGUGAAGGUGCAUCGACAUACCAGCCUGUUGUACCCGUUGAUAAACCUUGGAUAAGCGAAGAACAGAAGCUCUUGGAAAAUGCUCUUCGAAAAUAUCCGUCAAGUACUCCUGAAAGAUGGGAAAAGAUCGCGGCGGAGGUACCGGGACGAACUAAAAAGGAAUGUAUGAGAAGAUACAAGGAUCUUGUUGAAAUGGUUAAAGCUAAGAAAUCUGUUGCUGCUAAAUCAAGUAAACCAUCCUAGAGUUCUGAGUUUAUGUCUAUUCUAUGGUAAACAUGGCAAAAACUAGCGAUGACAUAUCACUUUCUUCCUCAUAUCGUGGUACAUCGUCACCAUAACAACCACACUACCGUGACGUCAUCUGCAGAAAUUUGAAAAUAAAAUAUGAAUUUUGUGAUUGACGAAAUGUCAUCCUCAAAUCUCUUCCGAAGAUUUGCAAAAUAUUGUGUCGUUUAAGCAUAAGUAUGAUGGGGGAAGCAUUCUUUGAACUAUUUGUCGUGUUUUGGUGGAGAAUUAUACUUGAAACAACGUAAAGAAGUCCUUUUUAGAAUUUGGACGUUUGGUAUUUUUUUUGUGGGUACUUGGUACCUGUCCAUUUGUAUGUUUUUCCAUUUUGUAAACGUUGAUAUUUUUGUGAUGCUUACGGAAAUAAGACGUGCACUAAAAUAAAAUUGUCCAAUAAAACACA